GUCGCGAGCGAGAAGUGGUGGCUUCCAUGGCCCAUCUAUAACCGAGUAGUGCAUAUACAAAAUUAUGAACAAAAUAAUGUAACAUAUUUGUUUACAAUAUAAUAGUAUAUAGCAUUACGUAGGGCAGGAUUUUUUUCUGAAAAAUAACCAGCAGCCUACGCUUAACAAUUUUCAGGCACUUCGCCACGCGAACGCUUAAGCAGAAGGAAAAGAAAAAAAAAGGCCCCCGCCGCGGAAUAAACAUUUUUGCUGCGCAUAUAUUAAGUACAUCAUUAUAUAUAUUACAAUAUAUGGGAAUUUUUUUUUUUUUUUUUUGAAAAAAAAUUAUCCAAUUUUUACUCGCAAAACAAACGUUCGCCCAAUUUUAUGUAAUAGCAAAUCCCUUUAACAUUGUGGGAAACAAGAAAACGAAAGAAGGAAAAAAAACGAAAAACGAUUACUUGCAUCCGCGCGAGUUCCCCGUCGUGUUAAUCUUCCUCCCCUCCUUUUCACCAAAAUGCAAAUAUUCGUAAAAACAUUAACCGGAAAAACCAUCACCCUGGAUGUGGAGGCAUCCGAAACGAUUAGGAACGUUAAAUCAAAAAUUGAAGAUAAGGAAGGAAUCCCACCUGACCAGCAGAGGCUAAUAUAUUCAGGAAAGCAGUUGGAGGAUGUCAGGUUUGUGGCUGACUACAACAUCCAGAAGGAGUCCACCCUGCACUUGGUGCUGCGACUAAGAGGAGGAGCCAUCGAACCAUCCCUUGCCCAAUUGGCGCAAAAGUACAACUGCCAGAAAUUAAUUUGCAGAAAAUGCUAUGCCCGAUUACACCCAAGAGCCACCAACUGCAGGAACAAAAAGUGUGGAAGGACAAAUCAAUUGAGACCAAAGAAGAAACUCAAGUGAGCGCCUCAGCUCGGCGGGCACCGGAGUGCAUGUUGCAGAUCAUGGGGGGCACCGAGGUUGUAGAUGGAUUGUAAAGGGGAGUUUGAAGAGUCAUGUUCGCACCCGGCCCAUUCUCCUGCAUCGAAUUAUGCUGUUUCAUUAUUUUAUUUUAUAUAAUUUUUUUUCUUUUUUUUUUUUUUUCACCAUGUAUGCAUGCGUGCCAUACGGGGGAACCUCCCCCGCGUCUACUUCCCAAACAUGUCUGCUUGCCAAACAUGCCUGCUUCCCCAACAUGCUUCUUUAAACCACGUCUUUGAAUGACCUUCGAAGUGCACCCCCGCGUAUGCGCACCUUUGCGCGAAUGGCCAUGCGCAUCUCAACGUUUU
Plasmodium vivax (malaria parasite P. vivax) is the source of this 1248-nucleotide messenger RNA. RefSeq names its product ubiquitin/ribosomal, putative. Gene Ontology annotation, cellular component: nucleus; cytoplasm; ribosome. Gene Ontology annotation, biological process: modification-dependent protein catabolic process; translation; protein ubiquitination. The coding region runs from base 497 to 883 and encodes 128 amino acids. Gene Ontology annotation, molecular function: ubiquitin protein ligase binding; protein tag activity; structural constituent of ribosome. Lineage: Eukaryota; Apicomplexa; Aconoidasida; Haemosporida; Plasmodiidae. The transcript has 2 exons. The record is from RefSeq and is a predicted model, not a curated record.